AUGGACGGACAGCGGCGGAGAGCAAUGGCGGCCCGGUGGCUGUGGCCGCUUCUUCUCGGCAUCGCCGGCCUCGGCGGCGUUCUUCAAGUCCAUGGGCAGGUCGAUAACUUAGGUUUCAUAAACUUAGACUGUGGUCUGCCAGAGAGCGCCGCGGGCUACGUGGACGGCGUCACCAAGCUGCGCUUCACCUCGGACGCAGGCUUCAUCGACGCCGGCACCAACUACAACAUGUCAUCCGAGUACAUCACGCCGACGAUGGGCCGGAGCUGGCACAACGUGCGCAGCUUCGGCGGUGGCGCAGGCACGCGCAGCUGCUACACGCUCCAGUCCCUCGUGGCCGGGCUCAAGUACCUCAUCCGGGCCAAGUUCUGGUACGGCAACUACGACGGCCUCGACAGGGCGCCUGUCUUCGACCUGCACGUUGGCGUCAACUACUGGACGACCGUGAACAUCUCGAACGCCAACACGCCGGUGAUCUAUGAGAUCAUCGCCGUCGUCCCUGGUGAGUCCGUGCAGGUUUGCCUCGUGAACACCGGCUCCGGGACGCCGUUCAUCUCGGCCCUCGACCUGAGGCCCCUCAAGAACGGGCUCUACCCGAUGGCCAACGCGACGCAGGGGCUGGUUCUUCACACCAGAGCCAACUUUGGCCGGGACGACGGCGUGAUCCUCAGGUACCCCAAUGACCCGCACGACCGCUUUUGGAUCCCGAUGAGCAAGCGGGCGGAGUGGACGGAGGUCUCGACGGCCAAGAAGGUGCAGAACAUCGACGACGACAGCUUCGACGCGCCGUCCGCCGUGAUGCAGACGGCCAUCACGCCCGUCAACUCCUCCAGCCCCGUCGUGUUCAGCUGGGACGCCGAGCCCAGCGCCAACAACCCAGAUCCCGGCUACAUCUGCAUCCUGCACUUCUCGGAGCUGCAGCCUCUCCCCGUCAACGCGGUGCGGCAGUUCUACGUCACCCUCAACGGCCAGCUCUGGCUCGGCAAGGGCUUCACGCCGCAGUACCUCUACACCAACGCCGUCUUCAGCAGCUUCCCCAACAACGGGCACCACCAGUACAACGUCUCGCUCAACGCCACCGCCAAUUCCACGCUCCCGCCCAUCCUCAACGCGCUCGAGAUCUUCUCCGUCCUGCCCACCACCGGCAUAACCACGGCCACUCAGGAUGUGUCUGCCAUCGCGGCGAUCAGAGGCAAGUACCAGGUGAAGAAGAACUGGAUGGGCGAUCCCUGCGUGCCCAAGAAUUUCGCGUGGAAAGGAUUGGGUUGCAGCUAUGCUGUUUCCAGCCCACCAAGUGUCACAGGCUUGAAUCUAUCUUCCAGUGGCCUCAGCGGCAACUUGUCAUCUUCGUUUGCCGGCCUCAAAGGUCUACAGUACUUGGAUUUGUCACGCAAUAAUCUUACGGGCUCAAUUCCUGACACCUUCUUGCAGUUGUCGUCGCUCACACUUCUAGAUCUGACAGACAAUCUACUCAGUGGAUCAAUACCUCCUGGGCUUGUGAAAAGAACUCAAGAUGGUUCCCUAACACUUAGAUAUGGUAACAAUCCAAACCUCUGCAGCAGCGGCAACUAUUGUCAGCCUCCACAAAAGAAGAGAGGCUCUAUGGUUGCCGUCUAUGUUGUUGUUCCCAUAGUUGCAGUACUAGUGAUUCUGCUACUGUCAGUUCUUCUCUUUUGCAUGAGAAGGAGAAGGCAAGGAAGGACAAGCGGCAAUAUCAAGCAACUAGAUGAGGUGAGUAUCAUGGGGCACAACUCGUUGCGACUCGAUAACCGCCGGUUCACAUAUAGUGAAUUAGAGGCCAUCACAAAUGGCUUCGAGCGAGUAAUUGGUAAAGGGGGGUUUGGGAAAGUUUAUCAUGGUUCGUUGGAGGAUGGCACACAAGUGGCUGUCAAACUGCGGUCUGAAUCUUCAGAUCAAGGUGAACAAGAAUUCUUGGCAGAGGCUCAGACCUUGGCAAAAAUUCACCACAAGAAUCUUGUUUCCUUGAUUGGCUACUGCAAAGACAUGAAAUACAUGGCUCUUGUCUACGAGUACAUGUCUGAAGGAGCCCUAGACGAACAUCUUAGAGGGAAAGAUAACACCAUGAGAACUUUAACCUGGAGACAAAGACUUCGUAUAUCCUUGGAAUCCGCACAAGGGCUUGAGUAUCUGCACAAGGGGUGUAACCCGCCCCUCGUUCACAGGGACGUGAAGACGUCAAACAUCUUGUUGAAUGCAAACCUGGAGGCUAAGAUUGCUGAUUUUGGCCUACUGAAGGCUUUCAAAAGCAAGAGCGAUACACAUGUUUCCACGGCAAGGGUGGUUGGCACACUCGGUUACCUUGACCCUGAGUACCAUGGUACAUUUCAGCUGACCAACAAGAGUGACGUCUUUAGCUUUGGGGUAGUGCUACUAGAGCUGGUCACAGGGCAACGACACAUCCUGAGUGACCCUGAGCCGACGAGCAUUGUUCAGUGGGUGCGGCAACGCCUUGCCCGUGGUAACAUCGAGGAUGUGGUGGAUGCGCGCAUGCGUGGAGAUCACGAUGUCAAUAGCGUGUGGAAAAUUGCAGACACCGCGUUGAAGUGCACCGCCCAGAGGCCCGGAGAGCGGCCCACGAUGACCGAUGUCGUAGCGGUGCUACAUGAGUGCCUUGAGCUCGAGGCUGCACACGACAAUGUGAAUGCAGGGUUUUACACGCCUGGCAGCGGUGGCAGCCUGAACGACUAUGGUCAGUACAACAGUGGCAUGUCUACUGAUCUGAGCCACAGGAGCACUGCAUAUGAGCAAGGGCAUUUGGGCAGUGUGUCUAUACUGUCUACUGGUCCAGCUGUUAGGUGA
Messenger RNA from Triticum turgidum subsp. durum (durum wheat), 2820 nucleotides. NCBI's taxonomy places the organism in Eukaryota, Viridiplantae, Streptophyta, Magnoliopsida, Poales, Poaceae. The record is from the annotation of a GenBank genome assembly.